Pisolithus orientalis is the source of this 918-nucleotide messenger RNA. RefSeq lists its product as uncharacterized. The transcript has 7 exons. Lineage: Eukaryota; Fungi; Basidiomycota; Agaricomycetes; Boletales; Pisolithaceae. Gene Ontology annotation, cellular component: nucleus. The record is from RefSeq and is a predicted model, not a curated record. Gene Ontology annotation, biological process: poly(A)+ mRNA export from nucleus. Bases 18 to 785 code for a protein of 255 amino acids.
CGAAACCACUGCUUACGAUGGAGGCAAAACUAAAAGCUCUCAAGGUUGCAGACCUUAAAGAAAUACUCGUCAAGGCAUCUGCGCCUGCCCCGGGAAGAGUAAACAAGCAGGACCUCAUCAACAGGAUCCUCGCCAACCCAGCCGCAGUGAAAGUCUACGAGGAACUCUAUCCGGCUCCAAAGCCAACAUCAAAUGCUACGUUUACCCCAACCAGCCCACCCAAAAAUGCACCACCACCUUCCAACAAUGAUGACCUUCUUGCACCUCCAGAAGACCUUGACUGGUCUGCUAUGGAUACUGGCGAUGUGCCGCCUAUGACCGCGUCCCCAGCGAAAAAUCCGGUCGCACCACAGCAACCUCCGCCCACGAAGCCGACCCAAGAAGACUGCGCGACACCAUCGAAGGCGCCCCCCGCACCUGCCAGUUCCACGAAAACAUCACCCCUUCCUGCCAAUGGCACCAAGGCGGAUAAGCCUACGGUUGUAGAUGAGGAACUUGAGAAACGCAAGGCGCGUGCAGAACGCUUCGGAAUCCCACUUGUAGAACCCAGACAGCCCUUUCAACGUCAAGCGAGGAAGGUUUCUGAGGCGAAGCAGGCAGGCCCAUUUCUUGAUGAUGCGGAUAAGUUGAAGAAACGUGCUGAACGUUUUGGAGCAAGUAGUUCGCCCGGGCAACUAGCCAGGUCAGGCUCGAAGAGGGCUGCCCCGGAGGAGGUCGAUGCGGAAGAACUCGAGCGUCGACGGAAACGUGCUGAACGUUUCGCAAUGCCUGCCAAUAAAGUUUGACCUAUCUCUCCACUAGUCGAGCCCCUUUCCUAUAGUAGACUUGUGAAUUGUGUAUUUAGUUUAUUUUGGUGUGUCGGUGGCUGUGUAGCGUGCCUGACCCGUGUGAACGUUUCACCAUUUAUGGAUUGCGAGU